AUUCUGCCACUCGCCCCGCCAACGGAAACUUGUCUCUCCCCCUCAGCCGUUGCGCACGUCGGCUGCACCAACAAACACCUACUGCCCUCGGCGUUUAGACGUCACCCUCGAGGUCGAGCUGAAAGAGAGAGGAAGAGGAGGGUACAGGCCAAAGGUAUCUGUCUGUCUGGCUGUCACAACUCACAAGAAGCAGGGGCUGGUGGGACUUUCAUCUCGAGCCUGUCAGCGCUCGCGUCUCAUUAGAGCUCGAGACGUCAUCUCGGUACCUGAUUCAAUUAUUCCGACGACGCGCGUCGUUUUCCUCCGCCUUUCCCCUCUGACGCCAUGGACUCUUCGAGUGGUUUUUGGUGAAUAUAUUCAAAACAAAACAGUAAAUAUAAUGAACAGCGUUCCUGGCGUCGCGAACAACUCGCUCGGUGAAGGACGCGGGAAACUUUGCGUACGAUUCCGCCAGAUGGAUUGCUUUGCCUCGCGUCUCUGAGGUGGCCGCGCGACGAGUAGAAGUGAUUCGCGGGGUGCGUCCGAUUAUGAAGUUCAAAUUGCACAAAUACCGUCAGUUGUGGUCGCAGGACGGAGAGGUAAACACAGCAGCCCAAUAAUAGGAUAGAUCGUGCCUUCAAAAGUCUUCCUCUGAGCUCUGAAAACUGGUACUUGAUCGCGGUGUUGCCAACCAUCUAAGAGCUCCUUACCCUACAUAGGCACUGAAAUUACCCUACUUUCACUGUUAUUGUACUCAACGCCCGGCCUUAAGAUAUACUAAAUAUUAAUAAAUUUGUUGUUCAUUGGUUACUUUUUAUUAGAUACAAGACAACCAUCUUGAAAGUGUACUACGUUUUGCUCAGAUUUCGUGACAUUCCCGUUACCCUACGGACCCAGAUUUGAGGCUGAAUUACCCAACGCAUAGGGUAAUUACCCCACGGUUGGCAACGCUGCUGAUUGAAUUGUAGUGCUGCCGCCACCUGUAACCACCAGGUUUGACGAAAAAGAAGACAAGAGAGACGUUAUAAGCGAACUGCGGGACGUCCACCGUACAAGACUUCUUUUUCAUUCCACGGCUCAGGAAGGUGGAUCGAAAAUGCAGCGUUGUUGUGGAUGUUGCGUCAGUCUACAGAAAGGCGUCGUCGCCAUUGGAGUUCUCAGCAUGAUCUGCAGUAGCCUGCUGACGGUAGGCUACGGGUCAGCAGCUGGGACUUUAGAGGAACACGUGACUGCCUGCAGGGGAGGGAUUGCUAAGGAUCUCAUGGGGAUACUGCCUUCUUGCGAAGAACUGUCAGACGCCUCCACGCUCCUCGCAGCAAGAAUCUUCGUGUAUGUACAAGUGUCUGUGUGGCUCCUCUUCUUCGUCUUCUCGGUCCUCUUAAUUGUUGGAGCUGUCAAGGAGAGAAGCGGGCUGCUGGUGCCCUGGCUAGUGCUCUCUGUCGUGGUGAUUGGCGCCAUCGUCUGGGCUGGCGUCAGGGCUUCUCUCACCCGCCGGACGUACGACCUCCUGGCAUGCGUCCUCGCCACGAUAGUCUGCACCUACUGCUGCUGCGUGGUGCGCGCCUAUUCCAGACACAUCAAGCGCCAGGCUCUCAUUCCAGUGGUGGUUCCCACGUACCCGCACACGAGGCUGUGCUGCGAGAAUCCGUACGCCCACGCGGGCGGGAUCAGGGAGCUGCCACCCGCUUACAGUCUCCACCCUCCCAACAACUGCCCGACGAAGAAGAAGCCUUUGCCCACAGGACUUGGGGUCAAAAUAUGAUGACGUCCGAAUUCCUACAACAGUAACGGCGUUAUGCCGUUGCUUAAAACCAAGGCAUUACUCUUUAUAUUGCCUUCGACAUGCUGAUUUCAUUACUAAAUUCUUCGCUUUGCUAUGUUGGGUCUAGCAUUUAAAAAAAAAAAGUAUAAACACAUACACACGUAUGCACACAUACACACCCUGCUCUUGAAGGUGCUGACAUUAACAACCUUUAUACAUACAUAAACUAGCUUCAUUAUUAUGGUGGCUGCCUAGUGGGAUAUCACUUUAUGUACUGCUACAUAUAUAUAUUACUUUUGAUAAAACUUUUGUAUACUUCCGUUCCUCGAUUUUAUUUUGAACUAAGUGCAUGUGGUGAUUCAAUAAAACGAGAAGUUUUCUACUUAACUGUAUUUUUAAGGUCAUUUGUAUAUGUUAGGAUCUUAAGUAUGUACAAAGUCAAUGACCAGUCCAUUGUUGUUUAUCUUACAAACUUUGAAAUAAAUAUAUCACAAAAAUAA
Messenger RNA from Macrobrachium nipponense, 2241 nucleotides. RefSeq lists its product as uncharacterized. Bases 1076 to 1741 code for a protein of 221 amino acids. NCBI's taxonomy places the organism in Eukaryota, Metazoa, Arthropoda, Malacostraca, Decapoda, Palaemonidae. The transcript is spliced from 5 exons. The record is from RefSeq and is a predicted model, not a curated record.